Sitophilus oryzae (rice weevil) is the source of this 1874-nucleotide messenger RNA. RefSeq names its product neuroglobin-like. Gene Ontology annotation, molecular function: heme binding; oxygen binding. The transcript is spliced from 5 exons. NCBI's taxonomy places the organism in Eukaryota, Metazoa, Arthropoda, Insecta, Coleoptera, Curculionidae. The coding region runs from base 681 to 1250 and encodes 189 amino acids. The record is from RefSeq and is a predicted model, not a curated record.
GCUGCACAGCACAGCAUAACAGCAUUCAGUGCGUGAAAACCUCACAUACGAAGAUAUAGAAAGUCCACACAUCGAAAAACAUCGUUGGUUUUGUAUUUCUCGCUUCCGCUGGUCCGGAAAAAUAAAAUAAAGACUGGGGAUAAUCGGAUAGUAGUUAGAUUUGACGGUUUAUGGCAUUUUCGAGGGUGAGUUUCGAGUAGAAAUGACUUCACGGAUGCGCUAUUUAGACUAUUUAUUAUUCCUGUGAUUAUAUUGUAUUGUGGUUCGGUAUUAGAGUAAAAGAAAACGGUGUGAUUGGAUUCGUAUUAAUUUUGAGGACGUUUCAACAACGCCUGGAAGAAAAUAGCACCGGUGAAUACCCAGUCCCUGCCCUUCAUUAAUUGAUUAAAUGGAUGUGACAAGGAUAAACCAAUAUUUACAUCGGCCGAAGAAUCAACAGCAAUUUUAACGGCCAUAAUUUGCAUAGAAUUCGUGAAAUAAUGACGAACUGAUACUUAAAAAGUUGUUAAACAAGAAAAGAAAAAUUCGGUAGAAAUCUUAGUGUGUACGUGUUUUAAGGAAUAGUGAUCAAAAACAUGUUAUAAACGUGAAGAAACUUAGAAAGGUAGUGAUAGUGCUAUAAACAGGCUCGAACCUUCCAGUGAAUGAUAUUGUAGGUUAGAUGAUCGUUGCAGAGCAUCAUGGGGUGUGAGCUAGGCAAAUUGGCGGGCAGAAAUGGACGGAAUAGUGGGAGGAAGUUCGAGGAUAAUCCACCUCCGCAGCAGGUGGAUCCCAGGCUGCCCCUGACGGCGAAGCAGAAGUACAGCAUGAUGGCUUCUUGGAAAGGAAUCAGCAGAGCGAUGGAGAGUACUGGAGUGUGUAUGUUUCUAAAAUUAUUCGAAGAGCAUAGUGAACUGCUUGAUCUGUUUGAGAAAUUCCGAUCUCUGAAGUCUAAGGAGGACCAAGCAACGAGUCUAGAGUUGGCUGAGCACGCUACCACGGUGAUGAGCACAUUAGAUGAGGGCAUCAAGGGCCUGGACGAUCUAGAUACCUUUUUCGAGUAUUUGCACCAAGUUGGAGCGAGCCAUAGAAAGAUACCUGGGUUCAAGGCAGAGUACUUUUGGAAAAUAGAGAAACCGUUUUUAGACGCCGUGGAAACAACGUUAGGUGAUAGAUACACGUCGAACGUGGAGAACAUCUACCAGAUAACCAUCAAGUUCAUCAUAGAAACUUUGGUGAAGGGUUUCGACAACGCCAACGCCACCACUUGAGAAACGGACCAAAUAGACUGAAAGCAAUUACAAUUACAAUUAAUAUACAGGGUAAUUCGUCCUAAGUGGUUAAAAAGGCAAAAAAGGAGAUACUCAGUAGGUCCAAAAAUGAUUCAAUUAAUGAAAAUAUCGUAUAAAAUAAUGUGAUCGUGCUUUGAAGUAAGAUUGUAUAUCAAGUUUAUUCUUAAAAUAAUGUCUGUACCUUUGUGGUGAUUUCAUUUCUGGAAACAAAACACUUGGUAUUUUGCCAGUGAAACAGAAUCUAAUGAAAUUUGAAGCCUAUUUUUUUUGUAAAAUACCACAGAGUUGUAAUUCACAUGGAACUUAUUUUUUAAAUUUCUUAUUCAGUGGCGAAAUACCCACAGUAAUUUUCCAGAAGUUUAUUAUUGUUAAUAAUCGUGUAAUGAUAGGUGUAAAGUUAUAUACAUUUAUGUGAGAGUGUUAAACUAUUAGAAAGAUAUUUGAUCAAAAAUAUUCAUUCCUACAGUAUAUUAUUAUUAUACACGUAAAGUCUACUUUUUAUGGAUUUUAUGGAAAAGACAAUUUUAUAUGUAACUUUUCAACAAAACAAAUCGACAGUCAGAUAUACAGGGUGAGUCUUAAAUAAGUGCAAAAUUUUUUAGA